AGUCCUAAACGAAGGAAUCGAAAAGAGGAGCUCGGAAAAAUAUUAUUUUUACUAAACCCUUUAAACCUUACACAAGAAUGGGGAGAACAUCCUUGUUUCAAGCGGUGGUUGUCGUCUUUUGUGUUUCCACUGUUCCUGGGAAGGAGGAAGAGCGUGAAAAGAUGGUGACGGAUGUGAUCAAAGUGAAUGGGAGCCUCUUCCGGUCCUAUGGAUGCUAUUGCGGCACCGAAGGCCUGGGCAGUGGAGAACCCAAGGACUACAUUGAUAUGUGCUGCCAGAUCCUGAACUGCUGCUACGAGGUUCUGAAGGGUUCGAGGUGUGACGCCAAAGCCACCAGCUAUAAAUAUAUUUACGAUGGAGAAAACGUUGAAUGCUGGAUGGCGAACAACUUUGCGUGGUGCAAGGCGAAUGUCUGCUCCUGCGACAGGCACUUCUCCCUCUGCCUCCUGGAUGCUCAUGGACUCUUCAACCGGGACCACCUUGUCUCUUCUUCGGGGCCCAGAGCGUGCGGUGAAAGAAACCCCACCGAGUGCAACGUGGAAGGAAGCUCCUCCUGAAACAGCAAGGCCCUGCCCUUAGGACUUCCACCCUAAGAGAGACAUAAAGAGGGAAGAAGGAAGGAAAAUGGAAGGAGAUGGGGAUAAUGGGAUAAAGAAAGUAAGUUGGAAGGAAGAGGGAUGUAAUGAAAGAAGGAAGGAAGGAGGAAAAAGGGAAGGAAGGAGAAGAUAGGAAGGAAUGAUAAAAGAGGGAUGGAACAAAGGAAGAAAAUCCCUAGGAAGGUGUUCUUUAUAUUAACUUUAGGUCCUAAAGAGGAGAUUUUAAUCAAAUCUGUGAAUAAUAAAAUAUGUAAAACUACAUAAU
Molecule: messenger RNA, 861 nt
Organism: Anolis carolinensis (green anole)
Lineage: Eukaryota; Metazoa; Chordata; Lepidosauria; Squamata; Anolidae
Product: phospholipase A2 homolog EPL_00195-like
Exons: 4
Coding region: 78-557 (159 amino acids)
Biological process (GO): lipid catabolic process; arachidonate secretion; negative regulation of T cell proliferation
Molecular function (GO): phospholipid binding; calcium ion binding
Source: RefSeq, a predicted model, not a curated record